Molecule: messenger RNA, 4017 nt
Organism: Chironomus riparius
Lineage: Eukaryota; Metazoa; Arthropoda; Insecta; Diptera; Chironomidae
Source: the annotation of a GenBank genome assembly
GUGCUUUAUAAAGAAGAGAUUUCUUGUUGUUGUUGUCAAGAUAUAUUCUUUUGCAUCUCGCGCUCUAUUAAUAGGCCUCAAACUCGACACACAGCGAUACACUUGAAUUGUCUAUAUUUGGAAAAAUCAUCAUCAACAGUAAUAAAUAUAUAUAUAAAAGCAGCAGAACACAUUCCAACAAAGCAUAACUCGAAGAGAGAAAAUAUUUAUUCAACUAAUUAUCAGACCAGCCACCAAGUGUAAAACGAGAGUCUCAGUAUAUUAUGAUUAAUUGAGUUAUGACGUCAUUGAUGAUAUUGCAUGCGAGUCAAAAUGUGUUUGGAUUAUUGCAAUGGAUCGCAUUAACGAAUGAAUAAUCACGGGAGCUCAGUGGGAGCGACCCGAAAUAGAGGUGGUAACCCAACUGAUAAAAUAACGCCAAAUGUCUAUUAUCAUCAUACAUUAGAGCCUCAAGCAACAACGAUUGAGCAUCAACAGCAGUUACAGCAACGACAAACAAAUUGCAACAAUUUUGGUACAAAUAGUUUACAACAAAAUCAUAUACAACAAUAUCAUAGCAUUAAUAAUAAUAUUGAUCAGAGUGAUGUAAUCGAUGCAAAUAUUUUGGUGACAGAAGCGUCGUCCGUUAGUAGUAAUAGUAAUAAUAAGAGUAAACGCAAUACCGCAACUAGUAAAUCUCGAAACGCUAAUAAUAUUAAUAAUACAAAUAAUCUAAUAAAUAAUAACGCAACGCCAAUUCACAUGAGCAGUAACAAUUCUUCAUCUAGUAGUAUUAAUAGGACUAAUAACAAUCAUCAGCAAUUAACGCCUGGUGCGUCAUCAUCGUUGUCGAAUCAAGUAUUUAAUAAUAAUCAACAACAUCAAAAUAAUAACAUUAGUCAAUACGCCAACGCCAACAACAACAAUUAUAGCAAUCAAAAUAAUCAUUUAAAUAGUAAUUUUAAUAUGGUAGCUGCUGGACAACAAGGCGUUAUGGACGUCGGCUAUAAUUCACAGAUGAACAACAUGGGAAUGCAUUCCCAAAAUUCCUGGAAUAAUCAAAUAAAUUCAAUGGGUGGUAAUGGAAAUGCUUCAAAUGCCAAUAAUGGUAAUAAUAUGGCAAAUAUGUCAAAUAUGAAUGGCAUGAUGAAUGGUGGAAUGAUGAAUCAAAUGAAUCAAAUGAACACCAUGCAUGCAAAUGGUGGAAAUCCAAUGCAGAUGGGCAAUAUGAACAAUAUGAAUUCCAUGAAUGCACAAAUGAAUGGUGCCAUGAAUUUUAAUAAUCAGAGACAUCAUCAGAGUCAAAUUAAUCCAAUGACACAAAUGGCAAAUAUGGGAAUGAGUAGUGGUGGUCCUGCCAGUAAUGGAGCUGUAGGUGGUAGUCAUCAAAUGAGCACUCAAAUGAAUGGCAUGAAUCAGAUUAAUCAAUUAAAUCCAAUGGCCAAAAUGCAAGGCAUGGCAAAUGGCUAUGCACCACCGAGACGAAUGUCACCGUAUCCAAAUCCACAAAUGCAUACAGCACAAAAGAGGGCAGCAAUGUAUGGCAUGGGAAGUGCCAAUCAAGUUCCACCAAGUGGACCAGCCAUGAGUCAAUUUCCACAGCAUCAAGGUGCUGUACCGAUUCCAUUACAAAAUCAAUAUUCACGACCAGGACAAAAUCCAAUGAAUCCAUAUGGAAGAAGUCCAUCAAUGAUGCCAACGAAUCGACAAAAUACUCCACCUUAUAAUAAUGCAGCUGCACAACAGUAUUAUGGAAAUGCUGGUGCCAAUGCAGGAUAUCAAAAUAUUCAAGGAUUUCAUCAGCAAGAUGGUCGAAAUCUCAAUUAUCAGCAUAGUCCCGUUCCUGGCAAUCCGACACCUCCACUCACACCUGCAUCGUCAAUGACACCCUACAUCAGUCCAAAUCCUGAUGUUAAACCAAAUAUUGUGCACAAUGAAGAACUAAGAUUAACUUUCCCAGUCCGGGAUGGAAUAAUCCUACCACCAUUUCGUCUCGAACAUAAUUUAGCUGUUAGUAAUCAUGUAUUUCAACUUAAGCCAACCGUUUACAAUACACUUAUGUGUCGAUCUGAUCUCGAAUUGCAACUCAAAUGUUUCCACCAUGAGGAUCGUCAAAUGAACACAAAUUGGCCAGCGAGUGUACAAGUAUCGGCUAACUCGACCCCACUUGAGAUUGAUCGUGGUGAGAAUAAGAAUACACAUCGUCCAUUAUACUUGAAACAAGUCUGUCAGCCGGGCAGAAAUACAAUUCAAAUUACAGUCAGCACUUGUUGUUGCUCUCAUCUCUUCGUAUUACAACUCGUUCAUCGACCGUCGGUAAGGCAUGUUCUACACACAUUACUUCGACGAAAUCUAUUACCUGCUGAGCAUGCUGUGGCCAAAAUAAAGCGUAGCUUUGCUCAGGGCCAUAUUCAAUCACCUCAAACGAAUCCAUCUGGCGUACCGACAAAUGAUAAGGACGGCAGUAUGGAUCUACAACAAUCAUUAAAAGUAUUCCUCAAGUGUCCGAUCACGUGCAAGAGAAUAACAUUACCAGCACGUGGACACGAUUGUAAACACAUACAAUGCUUUGAUCUCGAAGCAUAUCUACAAAUUAAUUGUGAGCGUGGCAACUGGAGGUGCCCUGUGUGCAAUAAACCAGCUUUAACAGAAGGACUUGAAAUCGAUCAGUAUAUGUGGGCAAUAUUAAACACCUUAACAUCACAGCAAGAAACAGAAGAGGUGAUGAUUGAUGCACAAGCAAAUUGGAAGGCAAUUAAGCCAAUGAAUAUGAAUGGUAUAAAGCAAGAGCCGCUUGAUCCAGACAGUGGUAAACAGUUUAAUAAAGUCAUGUCACCGGGAUCAACAUCACUACCAUCAUGGGAUAAUAUGCAGGCUAUGAGUCCAUAUAUGAGUCCGGAUAUGAACUCGAUUGCGAGUGGAAGCAUGAUGAAUCAAAAUUACAACCAAAGAAAUCAACAAUUCGACCCAUAUGGUAAUCCAAUCAAGGUAGACCCAAUGACUGGAGAAUUCACCAGUAAUAAUGGUGUAAAUGGCAAUAAUAAUCCAUUAGCACAUUUAAAUGAAUCUGUGAAUUCACUCGAUCCACUAAAUGCCAUGGAAAAGUCACUUAAUGAUCAGAUGCCCCACACGCCUCACACACCAAACGGUGGUCACAACAAUCCAAUGACACCAGGCGGACCACCGAGUGUACCAAGCGUACAUGAUAAUGUAAAUGGCACCAAUUCAAAUAACUCCAAUUCACCUCAGCACCAGCAAAACAUAUUAAAUUCAGCAUCAAAUAUUAUGAACUCGCCACAGAGUCUUAUGAAUUCGCCACAGAAUAUGAUGAACUCACCUCAGAAUAUGAAUCAAAAUAUGCAACAAAACAUGAUGAAUUCAAUAGCAAAUCUCACUGAUGUAUGUUCGGAUUUGACAAAUGCAGAUCUUAAUUUCGAUCCAGCCGCUGUUAUUGAUGGCGAAGGUGGAAAUGAUCUGAAUCUCCUUCCGGAUAAUGUAAAUGUCGAUCCCUUAGAGCUACUCUCGUAUCUUGACCCACCACCAGAUCUCAAUACGCCACCAAGUUCAGGCUCUAGUAACAAUGCAAAUAAUGAUGACUUUUUAGCCGUGUUAUUUGAUUAAAUAUGUAAUCAGCAAGUCGGAUGUGGUGAACUUUUGUGAUGAUGAUCGUCAAACGAUUGAAAUCGACAUAUAAAUCCCUAUAAAAUGAGAUAAAAUGUGUUACAUUGGUGAGAUAAAAUUACAUGAAAAAAAAAAAAAAAUGAAAAAUGAAAAAAAACCUUCUCAAGUGAAGAAUAUUAAGUAAAAAAUGUGGAACAAAUUUUUAACUUAUUAUAUAAAUAUAUACAUACAGCAAUUGUGAUUUUGUGCAAAACAAACAAAAAACUAAAACAGUAAAAAAUUCAAAAAAAAGUUAUUGGACGAAAAAGAAAUUGAGUAAAAAAUAAAAAAUAAAUCUUAAUUAAAAUGAGGAAAAAUAAUUGAGGAAAAAAAUUUAUUUCUAUAGUAUUGUAAGUUGUACAUAGACUAAAAUUCACA